ACCCCACGCCGCAAUCCCCAAUCCGCCUUCCCCAAUCUCUCGCCCCCGUGCGCCGCAGCUAGAAAGCUAGGGUUUCGCCUGCGAUCCGAUCCGUCGAGUUCACCCUCCCCACCCCGAUCGAUGGCGGCCGAGGGCGAGAAGAAGAUGAUCACGCUCAAGAGCUCCGACGGCGAGGAGUUCGAGGUGGAGGAGGCGGUCGCCAUGGAGUCGCAGACCAUCCGUCACAUGAUCGAGGACGACUGCGCCGACAACGGCAUCCCGCUCCCCAACGUCAACUCUAAGAUCCUCUCCAAGGUCAUCGAGUACUGCAACAAGCACGUCCACGCCGCAGCCGCCGCGGCCGCCGCGUCCAAGGCCGGCUCUGACGACGCGGGGGCCGCCGCCGCCAACAGCAACGCCGCCUCCGGCGAAGACCUCAAGAACUGGGACGCCGACUUCGUCAAGGUCGAUCAGGCCACGCUGUUCGACCUCAUCUUGGCUGCAAACUACCUCAACAUCAAGGGGCUGCUGGACCUGACCUGCCAGACUGUUGCUGACAUGAUCAAGGGCAAGACUCCUGAGGAGAUCCGCAAGACCUUCAACAUCAAGAACGACUUCACCCCUGAGGAGGAAGAGGAGAUCCGCAGAGAGAACCAGUGGGCCUUCGAGUAGAGAGGUGCUUGAGCCCCUGAUCUCUUGAUGCCUAGGUUUCGUCGUACCUAUUACCUUGAAAUGCCUGCUUUUAUGUGUCAUUGUAAUGGUUGUAAGUAUUUUGGGAGUCGCUGUGGUGUUGGUUUGAGAACAAGUGUCGAUCAUCUUGGGUAAAACUGAUGCUGUCACUGGUCAGUUAUUCUGAACCAAUUAUCUCUAGUUAAAUAUCAUGACAAGACUAAGUGGCUGCUGCCCUAAGAGGUUUAGUUCGAAUUGCCAUGGCAUCAUGUUUAUUAUGUUUAGUCAUGUUUUAUGAUGGGAGUUUGUUCAUAAA
This is a messenger RNA of Panicum hallii, 964 nucleotides long. Its product is annotated as SKP1-like protein 1. The transcript has 2 exons. The record is from RefSeq and is a predicted model, not a curated record. Gene Ontology annotation, molecular function: cullin family protein binding. Bases 121 to 651 code for a protein of 176 amino acids. Gene Ontology annotation, biological process: SCF-dependent proteasomal ubiquitin-dependent protein catabolic process. Gene Ontology annotation, cellular component: cytoplasm; nucleus. Lineage: Eukaryota; Viridiplantae; Streptophyta; Magnoliopsida; Poales; Poaceae.